AUGUUGGACCCAGGGAAGAGCUUUCGGGCUUCUACAGGUCGAUUUCGGAGGAUUUUUCUGCCCAUACUACUUGCUCUGGGCGUAUUGACACUGCUUUCUCAACAUCUUUCUGUGUUUAUAUACAACGAACGCCCGGUUUCUCAUAUACCUCUGCACGCUGCGGAGAUAGUUCAGAAAUGUCGUGCUUUGGAAGUCAAGCCGGGGCCGCCAGAGGCAUUCUACGAACGCUCUCAGUCGGAUAGAUUCCAGCCUGGCACGAGACCGGUGGUCAUUAGGAAUGCGACUCUUUGGACCGGUCGUUGGAAAGGGUUUGAAGUUAUCAAGGGCGACCUGUUGCUGGGCGAAGGUUUGAUCAAGUCGGUAGGACGCGUCGCUCCCCAGGACGCGUAUGAGGAUGCGGUGGUCAUAGAUGCUCACGGGUCUUGGGUUACUCCAGGUCUUGUUGACGCGCAUGCCCACCUCGGAGUGUUACCCAGUCCACUGUUGGCUGGAGCUAAUGACGGGGGUUCCACUCAUGGCACUGUCCAACCUUGGCUUCGCUCUCUGGAUGGGCUCAACACUCAUGACGAUGGCUACCUACACAGCAUGGCGGGCGGAGUCACCACGACGCUUAUUCUGCCUGGCUCCGGGAACGCCAUCGGCGGACAGGCCUUCGUUAUAAAGCUACGACCUACAGACGAGCGGUCUCCGACCUCGAUGCUGGUUGAACCGCCGUUUGGACUGAACGGUUCCGAAGUUGAUACUACUCUCCCGCCGAGAUGGAGACACAUGAAGCAGGCAUGCGGCGAGAACCCCGCGCGCGCAUAUGGCGACACCCGUAUGGACACCACCUGGGCGUUCCGUCGGGCAUAUGAUACCGCCCGAAAGGUCAAGCUAGCUCAGGACGAGUUCUGCGAGAAAGCACUCUCUGGAGAAUGGGAGGCCUUAGCAGGGCGUACCUUCCCAGACAGCUUGCAAUGGGAAGCGUUGGUCGACGUCCUCAGAGGUAGGGUGAAGGUCCACACGCAUUGUUACGAGGAGCUCGAUCUGGACAACUUCGUGAGGCUAUCAAAUGAGUUCCAGUUUCCUGUGGCAGCAUUUCACCAUGCUGCUGAGGCCUACCUCGUACCGGACGUUCUGAAGAGAGCAUACGGUCACCCGCCUGCCAUAGCGACGUUCGCGACGUUCGGAAGGGCCAAACGGGAAUUCUACCGACAAUCGGAGUUCGCCCCUCGCAUACUGGCUGACAACGACAUCGAUAUAAUCAUGAAGUCAGACCACCCUGCGUUGUUCUCAAGAUUUCUCAUGCACGAGGCCGCACAAGCAAAUUACUAUGGCCUAGCGGAUAACCUCGCCCUCGCGUCUGUUAUAAGCACUCCAGCUACCGUGCUGGGACUAGCCCAUCGCAUAGGUUUUUUGAAAGAGGGCUAUGAUGCUGACGUCGUCGUCUGGGACAGCCAUCCUCUAUCGUUGGGGGCGACGCCCACGCAAGUCAUCGUCGAUGGAAUCCUUCAGUUUGAUCCACCACACGCAGUCGUCAAGCCUGCGUCUCACCAACUCCCCCCCGAAACGCCUGACUUUGACCGGGAGGCCUCUGACGUUAUCAAGCACGAAGGUCUUCCUCCGCUCUUUCCCGUGGAGUCGAAAACCGACGUUGUUAUCUUCACUAAUGUCACUAAUGUCUGGGUGAGAGAUGCCUAUGGCGCCGGUAUUGUCAAUCUCCACGAUACCCAAGGGCAAGCCAGUGAUGGCAGCGUCGUUGUCGUCGAGCAUGGCAAGAUGGUCUGUUCGGAGGCCCCAUCUGCAUGUGCGUCCUACCUAGCACUCGUCGACACCGUGACCAUCGACUUGCGAGGAGGGUCCAUUCAGCCCGGUUUGGUAGGCAUUAGCUCUACCCUUGGUUUGCAAGAGAUUCCUCUCGAACCAUCCACGCGUGAUGGGUUCGUGUUCGAUCCACUGCUCACCGGUGUCCCAUCGAUCGCGGGCGGGGACGGUUAUCUUCCCAGAGCACUCGAUGGGCUGCAAUUUGGUACGCGGGAUGCAUUACAAGCAUACCGGUCUGGCGUAACCGUCUCCGUCACCGCACCUACUCACCUGUCCUUCCUGGGCGGCCUUAGCACCGCGUUCUCUCUCGGUUCAGUGCACAAGCUGGAGAAGGGGGCUGUUGUUCAGAGCGUCACGGCGGUGCAUGUGUCAAUUCUGCAGGAUGGACAGCCCAGCGUGAGCACCAAGAUCGCUGCCCUGAGACGAUUAUUACUGGACCCACCCUCUGGAGAGUCCGGGCGGUGGUUAGGAAAAGUAACAGAGGGCGCGAUACCACUCGUAGUAGAUGCUCACAGUGCAGAUAUCAUUGCGACGUUAAUUGUUCUGAAGAAAGAAGUAGAGGUUACGACUGGGACUCCCAUCCAGAUGACAAUCGUUGGUGCUAGUGAGGCUCACCUACUAGCAAAAGAGCUGAGAGAGGCGGAUGUGGGGAUUGUCCUAAUGACACCAAGACCUUACCCAUUGACGUGGGAUAGCAGGCGGCUCAUGGCGGGACCACCACUCACCCAUGAUAGCGCCAUCGCGCAUCUGAUAGCACACAACGUCACAGUCGCCAUUGGGCCUCAGGGCACCGUUGUGCCCCUCGAAGUCAGCGCAUGGGCUGUCCGCAAUAUGAGAUUCGAUGCGGCAUGGGCUCUGGGUGAAGCACCCAAUGUUCUGACGAAAGCCUCCGCCAUCGCGCUUGUCAGUUCCAACGUCGAGAAGCUUCUUGGAGUGCACGUUGGACCCGGAGAGGGGGAUCUGGUGGCAACGUCUGGAGGAGACUUACUCAGCUUUGAGGGCAAGGUGGUCGCCAUCAUUUCUCCUCGCAUGGAGAAGGUCGACAUGUUCUGA
Molecule: messenger RNA, 2856 nt
Organism: Sparassis crispa
Lineage: Eukaryota; Fungi; Basidiomycota; Agaricomycetes; Polyporales; Sparassidaceae
Exons: 15
Coding region: 1-2856 (951 amino acids)
Biological process (GO): purine nucleobase catabolic process
Cellular component (GO): cytoplasm
Molecular function (GO): allantoinase activity
Source: RefSeq, a predicted model, not a curated record